AUGGAGGAGAGUAAUGGGCCUCAUCAUGAUCGAAGUUGUGUUUACAAUCAGAGCAACAUAGUAGAUGGAGUUUACUGCCUCCCAAUAGCACACUGGAUUGAAGUCUCCGGACAUACUGAUGAGAUGAAACAUACAACUGACUUCUAUUUUAAUAUUGCAGGACAUCAAGCUAUCCAUUACUCCAGGAUUCUGCCAAACAUCUGGCUGGGAAGUUGCCCUCGACAGCUGGAGCAUGUGACCAUCAAGCUGAAGCAUGAGCUGGGUGUUACAGCUGUGAUGAACUUCCAGACUGAAAACGACAUUGUUCAGAAUUCCUGGGGCUGCAACCGUUACCCAGAACCCAUGAGCCCUGAAAUCCUCAUGAAACUGUAUAAAGAGGAAGGUCUUGCCUAUAUCUGGCUGCCAACUGCGGACAUGAGCACUGAAGGAAGAAUACAGAUGUUGCCACAAGCUGUCUGCCUCUUGCACGGGCUGCUGGAGAAUGGACACACUGUCUAUGUUCACUGCAAUGCUGGCGUUGGCAGGUCUACAGCUGCUGUCAGUGGAUGGCUGAAGUAUGUGAUGGGAUGGAGCCUGCGCAAAGUGCAGUACUUUUUGGCUUCCCGGAGACCAGCUGUCUACAUAGAUGAAGAAGCCCUGAAUCGUGCUGAAGACGAUUUCUACCAGAAAUUUGGGCAUCUUCGCCCCUCAUACCAAAUACAAGAGUAG
This is a messenger RNA of Acanthisitta chloris (rifleman), 708 nucleotides long. RefSeq names its product epilepsy, progressive myoclonus type 2A, Lafora disease (laforin) (gene EPM2A). Gene Ontology annotation, molecular function: carbohydrate phosphatase activity; protein tyrosine/serine/threonine phosphatase activity; protein tyrosine phosphatase activity. Gene Ontology annotation, biological process: protein dephosphorylation. Gene Ontology annotation, cellular component: nucleus; cytoplasm. Lineage: Eukaryota; Metazoa; Chordata; Aves; Passeriformes; Acanthisittidae. The record is from RefSeq and is a predicted model, not a curated record. Bases 1 to 708 code for a protein of 235 amino acids. The transcript is spliced from 4 exons.